AUGAUUACCUUAAACCAAACUGGUGUUAGUCACAGUAUCUUCCAUAUGCUGGGCAUCCCAGGGCUUGAGGAUCAACACAUAUGGAUUUCUAUUCCCUUCUUCAUAUCCUAUGUCAUUGCCUUGCUUGGGAACAGUCUGCUCAUCUUCGUUAUCCUCUCUAGACGCACUCUACAUGAGCCCAUGUACCUUUUUCUCUGCAUGCUGGCAGGAGCAGACAUUGUUAUCUCCACAUGCACAGUACCACAAGCUUUGGCCAUCUUCUGGUUUAAUGCUAGGAAGAUCUCCCUCAAUCGCUGCAUCACUCAGCUCUUCUUCAUCCAUUCCACCUUCAUUUCAGAGUCAGGAAUCUUGCUGGUAAUGGCCUUUGACCGCUACAUUGCCAUCUGCUACCCACUGAGAUACACCACAAUUCUGACACAUGCACUGAUUGGGAAAGUUGGUGUGAUCAUCUUUCUGAGAAGUUAUGGUACAAUUUUUCCCAUAAUAUAUCUUUUGAAAAGGUUAACUUUUUGCCAAAAUAAUGUCAUUCCACACACCUAUUGUGUACACAUUGGAUUGGCCAAAUAUGCUUGUAAUGACAUUCGUGUAAAUAUUUGGUAUGGGUUUUCUGUCCUUAUGUCAACAGUGGUUCUAGAUGUCCUGCUAAUUUUUGUUUCUUAUGUAUUGAUUCUCCAUGCUGUUUUCCGCAUCCCUUCCCAAGAUGCUCGCCACAAAGCUUUAAACACGUGUGGUUCCCAUGUCUGCAUCAUCAUCCUCUUCUAUGGGCCCGGCAUUUUUACAACACUUACUCAGCGGUUUGGACGCAACAUUCCACCUCAUACUCACAUCUUAUUGGCUAAUGUCUGCAUUUUGGCUCCUCCUAUGCUGAAUCCCAUCAUUUAUGGCAUCAAGACCAAGCAAAUUCAAGAGCAGAUUGUUCAAAUGUUCCUCAUAAAGAAGUGA
Molecule: messenger RNA, 942 nt
Organism: Suncus etruscus (white-toothed pygmy shrew)
Lineage: Eukaryota; Metazoa; Chordata; Mammalia; Eulipotyphla; Soricidae
Product: olfactory receptor 52B4-like
Exons: 1
Coding region: 1-942 (313 amino acids)
Biological process (GO): G protein-coupled receptor signaling pathway
Cellular component (GO): membrane
Molecular function (GO): olfactory receptor activity; G protein-coupled receptor activity
Source: RefSeq, a predicted model, not a curated record